CAUUUGCAAGCUCUCCUCUCCAAAUAUAGAACUCACUAGCAACCAUUUUCAUUUGCCUAAUUAAGCCCUAUUCUUUGAAUUCUUCACAUUCAAGCCCCUUCAUUCUCUGUUAGAACAACAACAAGAAGAAGAACAGCAAGAUGAGCUGGACAGGAGGUGACUGGAUGUGUGGAGCAUGCCAACACCAGAACUUCAAGAAGAGGGAAUCCUGCCAACGGUGUGGGUACCCGAAAUACGGCGGGCCUGAUGUGGCAACAUACCUGUACAACAGGACAGAGGUGUUGGCAGGGGACUGGUAUUGCAUUGGCAUGAACUGUGGAGCACACAACUAUGCCAGCAGGACCAGCUGCUACCGAUGUGGCUCGAUUAAGAACGACUAUGGCGCUGCUGCUGCUGCUGCUUAUGGGUCAGAUUCCGGUGCCCCUCCUGGUUGGAAGUCUGGUGACUGGAUCUGUGCUAGGGAUGGGUUGUGGAACACAUAAUUUUGCUAGCAGGGGAGAAUGCUUCAAAUGCAGGACACCAAGGGAAUAUGGUGGUGGAAUGUAACCAGCAGAGAAAUUGGAGGCUUAAGGCUUAACAUGUACCAAACUCAACAACUUCCUUUGGUCUCUUUUUUCUUUCUUCUUCAUCUUCAUUUUGAAGGUUAAUAAGCAGUUUUUUAGGUUAGGUUUUGAUACCCAUUUUCUAGCAUUUGGAUUCUGAGGGGGAAGGAUGUGUCUUUCUUCUUUUGUAACUCUUGUAAUGUACUUACACUGACUGUUACAAAAAGGAAAAUGAAAAAGUUCCCAUUUGGUUCCCAUUUUCCUCUCAUUAGCUGUUCUGCCACUUCCCAAUUGCCAAAAGCUGUAUUCUCCAUCUCUUGGCUUAUAUGAGGAGGGUCCAAAGGAAUGUAAUGUGAGAGAUUAGCUAGUGGCAUCCCAAAGGUAAUGAGAUGGAAACUGAUAAAUCAUUCAUGGGUUCUUGAUCAUCCACAUUGGACCACACUAUGGGGGCAAUGUCAGAGAGCUCAUUUGGGUCCAAGCCCAGGAAAAUAAAAGCCCAUUUGGGAACAUGGAGGAAGAUUCAAGGGAAUCAAGGUAGAAGAUGAGGCAGAGUUGAACUUCAAAGGUGGAGUGGAGACUGGAGAGGUUCUGUUGUGUCUCAGGGCAAUAAUUUAUGAACCCUUUACUCCUUUAGGCAUCAAAUCUGCAGGGAGGGACUCAUUUUGUUUAUACACAGACAGGGGGCUCACACCUCAAUAAUUAUAAGUAGAUAAGAACCGGAUGCUUGUCAAUUGCCACUUUCCAUUUGCA
Molecule: messenger RNA, 1292 nt
Organism: Linum tenue
Lineage: Eukaryota; Viridiplantae; Streptophyta; Magnoliopsida; Malpighiales; Linaceae
Source: the annotation of a GenBank genome assembly